Lutzomyia longipalpis is the source of this 3183-nucleotide messenger RNA. RefSeq names its product katanin p80 WD40 repeat-containing subunit B1 (gene kat80). NCBI's taxonomy places the organism in Eukaryota, Metazoa, Arthropoda, Insecta, Diptera, Psychodidae. The transcript has 8 exons. Gene Ontology annotation, cellular component: membrane; katanin complex. The record is from RefSeq and is a predicted model, not a curated record. Gene Ontology annotation, molecular function: microtubule binding. The coding region runs from base 118 to 2967 and encodes 949 amino acids. Gene Ontology annotation, biological process: microtubule depolymerization; microtubule severing.
ACAGUCAUCACAGUGUCCAUGAGACAGGGAAAAUACAAAAAUGCUUUUGAGUUAAUUUUUGGUUAAGAUUGUUUGUUUUUUUUUACACCACAUUUUUGUGUUCUUUCUUUAUCAUAAAUGAACGAGUUUGAUGCAUCGUAUAUCUCCACGCGUGUUCCCCUUAAGGUUCAAAUUGCUGUUCCGGAUAUUACCACACUACCGGACAAAGAAUCAGUGCGCAUUUGGGAUGUCGUCUACAACUUCAUUUCACUUGUAGUACGAAUUGUAUCUUUUGGAAUUACAAUUUAUGUUGCGAUCCAGUAUUAUACCCACGGGAAUGAAAAUUACAUGACCUAUACUCUAGCUUGUUGGAUUAUUCCCUGGAUAUUAACCCUAUUCAUCAGCUGUGAAGUGAAAGCUAGAGAUGAGUCUAUAAAAAUGCAAAGUACACAAAAAGACUGCUGCUUGAAAAUUUCAUGGAUCAUUUUUUUGAAUAUUUUACGCUAUUUGGAAUCUUCAAAAUAUUCUGCCAAGUAUUGGUUAGCCAGAAGGAGGAAUCAGAAUGAAAGAGCCCUAAAAUAUUACAAAAAACUCCUGCAGGCCGAUUGUGAUGAAACAUUUCUUCGUCUCUUUGAUUGCUUCCUUGAGACUGCACCUCAGAAAGUACUCCAGAUUGCGAUAUAUUUUAGCGAUGAUAUUGAAGCCCACACACUAAAAGUGACAUGUUUGGAUGUCGGUCAAACUGGAAGGGUGCUUGUAACUGGAGCCCAAGAUCGUAAUGUCAAUCUUUGGGCUUUUGGAAAUGAUAAAUGUUUCAUGUCACUUGAUAGUCACAACUGUGCAGUAGAUUGUGUCAGAUUUGCAUACAACGAUGAUGUCGUAUACUCCGCAGAUGAGAUUGGAAUUAUUAAGCGAUGGGACCUAAAUAUUGGAGGAAAUUGCAUUUCUUUCCAUGGGCAUAUGAAGAGUGUGCGCACUCUAGAUUUUCAUCCUUUCGGAGAAUACAUUGUUUCAGGAAGCAACGAUACCACGAUCCGCCUGUGGGAUAUACGCACAGGAAAUUGCAUCAAAAAGUACCGUGGACACAUAGCUAAUGUCAACUCGGUUCGGUUUUCUCCAGAUGGGUCCUGGAUUGCAUCAGCCGGCAGUGAAGGUUCCGUUAUUAUAUGGGAUAUACGUAUGAGUAAGGAAAUCAUUGACUUUCAGGAACACGCCUCUUCAGUCAAUUGCAUUCAAUUCCAUCCUUUUGAGUUUUUACUGGCUGCUGGCAGGAAUGACGGCACUGUGGAUCUAUAUGACUUAGAAAGCAAAAAGAUAAUUUCGCAUACAAAUACAAGAGCUUCCAGCAAUCCUACCAUUCACAGUGUGAAGUGUGUAAGAUUCAGUGAAAACGGCGAGUGUCUUUUUGUUGGUUCAACAACUGGAAUUUCUGUGGUUGGAUGGGAACCUGAUCGUGAGUUUGAUCACAUCGAAUCGAAGUGGAACAUUCUCGGAGACAUGAAAAUUAUAAAUCAGCAGCUAAUUUGUGGUUCUUACGACAACACCAAUGUAUCAAUUUAUGCUAUGAAUUUAGGACUGAUAAUGCCCUUCUAUAAUCCUUCAAACACAACCUUUAAUCACAAUCACAGCUCUCGGAAAAGUUUCAAUCGAGGACAGAGGAAAAUGCGACUCUCCGUUGGUAAAGAAGAUAAGCCUUCUUUCACAGUUCCCACCGUGCCUGAAGAAGGAAUGUCUUCACCCAAUCUCAGUAUCGAAAUGGAGGACGAUCAUGAUAUUUUUGAUAAAUGUUACGUGCCGAAAUAUUCUGAACUUCCAGUAACAAGUUGCUUGGGUUUUUCAACUGAUACCGUGAGUCCUAGUACAAAUUUUCAAUUUCCUAGCUAUCAUUUAGAUUCAGACAACGUCAAUGAGUAUAAUCUUAUAAAAUGUGGUGAUGAAUUUUCUAUGGCUGACGUAGACAAAUUGUCUAAUACAGCGAAAGAAGAUUUUCCUGUCAACAGUGCUCAACCACCUGACUACGCCCCAAAGAUGUCCUAUGCGCCCCAAACAACGAUAGUAAGUCGGACAACAAUGGUUGCAAAAGGACGAUUUGAUAGGAGAGGGAGUGGAAGUACGCACACAAGCAUUCCGAGUACGAAACAAAAUUUGCAGAAGAAAAUUAUGAACUCAAUUAGUGUGACAAAUUUGAAUGAAAUUGACGAACCGCUGAAUAAUAGGCACGAAAUACAAUCUCAAAAAACGAUACCACGCGGAGGUUCCCCUGUACGUGGACCCUGCCAAUCGUAUAAACUCCGCCGUAAUGAUUAUCAAGCACAAAUUAAUAAGGAGAACAACUUAAAGAAUCGCAAUACCACUGAAGUACAGAUAUUUGUAAAACCUAUACGUUCAAAGUCAACGUUAGAUAUGAAAUGUCAGCCACAGAUUAACCACAAUCGGCCAUCGCAAAAGAUUAUUAACUAUGGUCAUACUGAGGGAGCUAAUGAAGGACAUGAAAUGAAGAUCUUGAUUAACAAUCAUGACACAGUGUAUCAAGAACUAUGCAAUAGACAUGCGAGCCUAAAAAUCGUUAAAGAAUCUGUCAAGGGACAGGACGUCCACACCGCCCUUAGGCAAUGUGUUCGCUUAAAAGAUCACGCCAUUCUUGUGGAUCUUCUUGGGGCUAUACUAGAAAAAUCAGCUUCAUGGACGUUAGACAUGUGUGUCAUAUUGCUACCAGAGCUUUACGAGAUGCUGCAAAGUGAUCGAAAAUUCUAUUGUACCAGAGCAUGUGACACACUUCGUGUCAUUCUGACUAAUUUUUUGCCACUUAUAAAAGCAAAUGCAGAUUCGUGGGCUGCAAGAUCACUUGGUGUUGACAUUAACAGUGAGGAGAGAUGGCAGAAAUGCAAUGAAUGUCGAAAAUGGCUUCUCAUGAUACGGACCUUGCCGGAAAACAACGUUGUUGGAGUUACGCUAGCUCCCCUGCAAAAUUUGAUUAUCGAUAUUUAACUUCCAAUAACUUAUUUUAACUUAAACACAUAUUUUUAGGAUUUGAAAUAUUAAAAUUCAAAAGUUUUAAUACCUACAUAUUUAUAAAAAAUUUUAAUAGUGAAAUUUAAGAUUUAAUUGAAUUGAAAGUUAAUGCCGAAAAAUUAAAAUAUUAAUAAAAUAUGUAUAAAAUAGCAUCAAUAAUAGAUAAAUAAAUAAUUUGACUACAUAUAUAAA